AUGAUCAACAAGUACGCCAUGCGGAACAUGUUCAGCACCCGACGCUCCACGGGGAUAUUCGUGGUCUCUGCGUGGGUCGUAUUCGCCUUUCUCUUCUACGUCUUCAUCUACGUCCACAACCAGGAGAGUCUCAUCACCUCCAUCGUGCGGAAGCUUGACAAGGCGGGCACCGAAGCCCAGGCUCAUGCCGAGCGGCAAAAGGCGCUGCAGCAGAAGAAGGAGGACGCCGAGGAGCAGCUGCGGCUCGCGGCCUCAAACUCCACGCUGGGUCUGCACUCGAUCCAGUUCCUGAACCUCCCGCACCGGCACGACCGCUUCGACGCGGCCGCCAUCCAGUCCCUCCUGUCCGACAUCGAUGUCGAGUACUUCCCCGCCGUCGUCGACACCGACAUCAGGGACCAGGGCCUGCCCCCAACCAGCAAGCCGAACACGCUCAAGAAGGGCGAGAUCGGCUGCUGGCGCGCCCACGCCAACCUCUGGCAGUACCAGGUGCAGAAGCGCAUCCCGGCCCUGCUCAUCCUCGAGUCCGACGCGGCCUGGGACGUCUACAUCCGCCAGCAGAUGGGCGUGCUGAACAAGCCGUUCCGCGAGCUGCUGGUCCAGGACAACCCCGACAUCCUCCGCCAGCCUGCUCACAACAAGUCGUCGUCGGCGGCAGAUCAGAACACCCGCGGCCGCACCCACGCCAAAGACCUGGCCGACGACUACGAAGACUACGACGACCUCGCGGCCAAGCGCGCCGCCCUCGAGAACCAGUACGUCGACCCCCUGCCCGUCGACCCCGAGGAUCCCUGGGCGGCCAAGACGGGGCUGUGGGACAUCCUGACUAUCGGGCACUGCUUCGACUCGCGCGACAAGACCUCGACGUCCUUUCGCGUGUACGACGACCCCUGGGGCCCCAACAACGGCUUCCAGUUCAACGACAUCGGCAUGGACAAGCCUCUGAAUCGGCAGCGGGUGGUGUUCAGAGCCAUGGGUAUGGUGUGCACGACGGGCUACAUCAUCAGCCUCCGCGGGGCGGCCAAGCUCCUGGUCCGCACCAACUUCAACCUCGACAUGCCCGUGGACCUGAUCAUGAACGAAAUGGCCAAGGCCGGGGAGCUCACCAUUUACAGCGUGCAGCAGCGCAUGGUCGUGCAGUGGAUCUACCGCAACGGGCUCGGCAUGAAGGAGCGCGGCGCCCAGAGCGACAUUCACAACGAAAAGGCAGAGGGCAAGUGGGACAUGAGCGGCUGGGAUGAUGCCUGGAAGACAAAGGACGUCUACGACUACAAGUGGUCGUACGAAAACUCUGGCUUUGAGAACUUUGCCCUGAAAAAGGCGUGGGGCGUGACAAUGAAUGACUGGGACAUGACGCGCAGGGACGUUAUGCGCCAUUAG
Pyricularia oryzae 70-15 is the source of this 1380-nucleotide messenger RNA. RefSeq lists its product as uncharacterized. The transcript has a single exon. NCBI's taxonomy places the organism in Eukaryota, Fungi, Ascomycota, Sordariomycetes, Magnaporthales, Pyriculariaceae. The record is from RefSeq and is a predicted model, not a curated record. The coding region runs from base 1 to 1380 and encodes 459 amino acids.